This is a messenger RNA of Vicia faba (fava bean), 2151 nucleotides long. Lineage: Eukaryota; Viridiplantae; Streptophyta; Magnoliopsida; Fabales; Fabaceae. The record is from the annotation of a GenBank genome assembly.
AUGUUAUGGACUACUGUUGCUCUCGCCGUUGCUCGGAACAAAACCGUCCGGCACAAUCUCACUCUCCGCCGCCGCCGCAACUUCUCCACUACAGGUCUCUACGGUAUCCCUCACUUGAAAUCCCCAAACGGAUUCCAAUGUUUCGUAGAUGAAGCAAUUCAAAGGUCUGGUGAACUCGUUAAUUACAUUUCUACCAAACCCUCAGCUUCCGAAAUCAUGCGAGCAAUGGACGAGAUUUCCGAUACUGUUUGUUCUGUUGUUGACUCUGCUGAAUUGUGUAGGCAAACUCAUCCAAACAGGGAGUUUGUUGAGGAGGCUGACAAGGCAUCAAUGAAAAUUAAUGAAUAUCUACAUUAUCUGAACACAAGUCAUGAUAUCUAUGAUGCGGUGAAGAAAGCCGAGCAAGAAUGUCAUAUGCUUUCUGAGGAAACUCAGAGGGGAGUUAAAAGUUUACGAGUUGACAUGGAAAGGGGCGGAAUUCAUCUUUGCCCUGAGAAAUUAGAUCGAGUAAACAAGCUAGAUAUUGAAAUUUCUCAUCUAUGCAGAAAGUACAAUGAAUAUAUUAUCAUCGACCCAGGAACUGUUGAUAUAUAUCCUCCAACUCGCUUCCCCAAAAAUUUGCAUCAUCUUGUCAAGCCUAUCUAUAAACCAAAACCUUCACCAACUAAGGAUUUAUUAGGGUCCAAUGAUACUCUUAAAGAGAAAGGAUUUCGAAUUACAACAGAUCCACGAACUCUUGAUUCUGUGCUGCAGUUGUCGUCAGAUGAUGAGAUAAGGAAAAUGGUAUAUAUACGCGGAAAUUCUGUUCCACAUGCAAAUGUUGAUGUCCUACAGAGGCUUAUAUCUGCUCGACAUGAGCAAGCUCAGAUAAUGGGGUGUGGCUCUUAUGCUGAACUUGCUGUUAAGCCCAACAUGGCUUCAUCGCCGAAAGUUGUAAUGUCUUUCUUACUUGAAAUGGGCAAGAUGGUUCAGGCAAAGUCUACAGAGGAGCUCAAGCUACUUACAAAAUUCAAGAGAAAGAAAUGUGGUCAGAAUAGUGAAGACUUAAGGCCGUGGGAUGAAGCCUAUUAUACGACAUUGAUGAAAUCUUCUGUUUAUAAACUGGAUUCUUCGGUCGUAGCAUCAUAUUUUUCUUUGUCAAACUGCAUUGAGGGUUUGAAGGUUCUAGUGAAGUCAUUGUUUGGUGUAAUCUGUCACAAAAUCCCUCUUGCACCUGGUGAAUCUUGGGAUCCACAAGUGCUUAAACUGUGUCUUCAUCAUCCUGACGAGGGUGACUUGGGAUAUCUCUACCUUGAUUUGUACUCCAGAAAGGGAAAGUAUCCUGGCUGUGCUCAUUUUGCAAUUAAAGGUGGUCGCAGGAUUUCUCAAACAGAAUACCAGCUUCCUAUUGUAGCUCUUGUUUGUAAUUUUUCAGGUUCACGUAAUCCGUCAGCGGUAAGGCUUAAUCAUUGGGAAGUGGAAACCUUAUUUCACGAGUUUGGACAUGCUCUUCAUUCACUGCUUUCAAGAACGGACUACCAACAUUUUUCAGGCACAAGAACAGUUCUUGAUUUUGCCGAAAUACCAUCCAACCUCUUUGAAUACUAUGCAUGGGAUUAUCGGGUUUUGAAAACAUUUGCUAAACACUAUUCAACAGGUGAUGAAAUCCCCCAGAAGUUGGUCAACUCAAUGCUGGGUGCCAAAAAUAUGUUUGCCGCAACUGAUCUGCAGCGUCAGAUCUUCUAUGCCCUGGUUGACCAGACACUCUUUGGGGAACAGCCACUCCCCCUUGGUGGUAGUAGUUCUGUUGUUGCAGAAAUGAAAAGAACACAUACAAAUCUGGAACAUAUAGAAGGCACGCACUGGGAGUCCCGAUUUAGUCAUCUUCUAAAUUAUGGUGCAGGGUAUUAUAGCUACUUGUAUGCGAAAUGUUUUGCUGCAACCAUAUGGAAGAAGGUUUGCCAGGAGGAUCCACUAUCACCAAUUGCAGGCAGUGCUAUAAGAACGAAAUUCUUACAGCAUGGAGGAGCCAGAGAACCGGCUGCUAUAUUGAAUGAUCUAGUGCCUGAAGGUAUAUAUAGGUAUUACGAUGGAGGGAUAAUCCCUGAUAUUUCAAGUCUAUGUGCGGAAAUGGAACUGAUGGAAGAUCAGCAGAAAGUACAUUUGUUGUGA